CGAAUAUAAAAUUUUCCAAGAAUUUACUUUUGCUUUUCAUGGUUCUUUCUAUAACAUAAAAAUAAGUAUGUCUAAGAAGUGCUGAAGAAGAUAGUCAUUAAUCCUAAUAAUGGAGGAUAGCUGGACUAUGUUUUGCGGUGACGAUCAGUCUGGUUCACCAUUUGAGUUUCUGAAACCUUCUUCGUCUUGCACCCACCACGCCCUAAGUAUCUUCUUUGAUGUUGUUCUUCUGGGCACGCUCUUGUUCACCAUGAUUCGAAAGCUGUCCUCAAAACUUGGUCAAGUUCCAGCUAGGAUACAAGGCUUGUCGACUCUGCAGAUAGUUUCUGCUAUUAUUAAUGGCUGUCUUGGACUGUCUUUUUUGUUCCUUGGUAUAUGGAAUUUAGUAGACAAACUGAGGGUAUCCCAUUCUCCACUGCCUAUGAAUUUGUGGUUUCCACCAUUAUUUCAAGGCUUCACUUGGUUGCUGGUGGGCUUGACUUUGAGUAUCAAAGUAAAACAACUCCCAAUAGCAUUGGUUCGGUUGUUGACCAUUCUUGCCACCUUGUUUACUGGAUUAGCUUGUGCUUUGUCUUUGUACGCUGCUAUUUUGAACAAACAAGUAACGCUUGAGAUAGCUUUAGAUGUUUUAUCUCUUCCAGGACCUGUUCUUCUGUUACUCUUAUGUACUCAUGAGAGUUGUAGAAGUGAAGAGAGAGAUGAGGACGUUAAAGGCCUUUAUAGACCUUUGAAUGGUAACGAUAAAGAUGAUGUUCAUGACUCAGUUACCCCAUUUUACAAAGCAGGAUGGUUCAGCAAGUUCUCGUUUUGGUGGCUAAACUCGUUGAUGAAGAAGGGUAGGGAGGAAACUCUCAAGGAAGAAGAUAUACCAAGGCUGAGGAAAGUUGAUAGAGCAGAGAGUUGUUAUCUGAUGUUCUUGGAGCAAUUAGACAAACAGAAGAAGAAAGAUGGUUUUUCUUCUCAGCCAUCAGUAUUGAAGAUAAUCAUUUUUUGCCACUGGAAAGAGAUUUUGGUAUCUGGGUUCUUCGCUUUGCUAAAGGUUUUAAGUCUGUCUGUUGGUCCUUUGCUUCUGAACGCUUUUAUUUUGGUGGCAGAAGGAAAGCAGAGUUUCAAAUACGAAGGGUAUGUGUUGGUGAUAACCCUUUUCAUUGCAAAGAAUAUUGAAUCUAUAUCACAAAGACAGUGGUACUUCAGAAGCAGACUAAUUGGUGUGCAAGUUAAGUCUUUGCUCACCGCAGCAAUUUACAAUAAGCUGUUGAGAUUAUCCAACUCUGCUAGGAUAGUUCAUUCUAGUGGUGAGAUUAUGAAUUAUGUUACUGUUGAUGCCUAUAGGAUUGGAGAAUUUCCGUUCUGGUUUCAUCAGAUUUGGACAACUACCCUCCAAAUAUGUAUUGCCUUAGUAAUACUUGCCCAAGCAAUUGGACUGGCCACAAUAGCAGCCUUGGUUGCCAUAAUUUUUACUGUGAUGUGCAAUGCUCCACUUUCUAAGUUACAGAAUAAGUUUCAGACAAAACUUAUGAUGGCUCAAGAUGAAAGGCUAAAGGCUCUUAGUGAGGCUCUUGUGAACAUGAAGGUGUUGAAGCUAUAUGCAUGGGAAACUCAUUUAAAAAAUGUGGUAGAGAGGUUGAGGAAAGUGGAGGUGAAAUGGCUAUCUGCAGUGCAGUUUCAAAAGGCGUAUAAUUCCCUUCUCUUCUGGUCAUCUCCUAUUUUGAUCUCUGCUGCUUCAUUUGGAGCAUGUUAUUUUCUAAAUGUUCCUCUUCACGCCAACAAUGUCUUUACUUUCGUAGCAACUCUACGUCUUGUUCAAGAGCCUGUUAGAUUGUUACCCGACGUUGUUAGUGUGGUGAUUCAAGCAAAGGUUUCAUUUACGCGAAUUCUAAAUUUCCUUGGGGCACCAGAGCUGCAGAUGGCAAGAAUCAGGAAUAACUCUACCCUGGGGAAGGUGAACAAUGCCAUUGUUAUUGAAUCAGCUGACUUUUCAUGGAAAGAUAAUUUAUCAAAGCCGACUCUGAGAAACAUCAACUUAUUGGUUAGUCCUGGCCAAAAGAUGGCUAUAUGUGGAGAAGUUGGAACAGGGAAAUCAACACUUUUGGCAGCAAUUCUAGGUGAAGUUCCAAAUGUUCGGGGAAAUAUUCAAGUUUAUGGAAAGAUAGCCUAUGUUUCUCAGACGGCGUGGAUACAGACAGGCACAAUACAAGAAAAUAUUUUAUUUGGCUCCCCUAUGGAGGGUAAAAGGUACAGAGAAACUCUUGAAAGAUGUUCACUAGUGAAGGACUUGGAAUUGCUUCCUUAUGGUGACCUGACUGAAAUUGGCGAGAGAGGAGUAAAUUUGAGUGGUGGUCAAAAACAACGAAUCCAACUUGCUCGUGCCCUUUAUCAAAACGCAGAUGUCUAUCUUUUGGAUGAUCCAUUCAGUGCUGUUGAUGCACAUACUGCUACAAGCUUGUUUAAUGAAUACGUUAUGGAAGCACUUUCAGAAAGAACAGUAUUGCUUGUAACCCAUCAAGUUGAUUUCUUGCCUGCUUUUGAUUCAGUUUUGUUAAUGUAUGAUGGAGAAAUCUUAGAGUCAGCUCCUUACCAUCAGUUACUGUCCAUAAGCCAAGAGUUUCAAGAUCUUGUAAACGCUCACAAAGAGACUGCUGGUACUGAAAGGCCUGCACACAUAAAUCCUGCAGAGAAACAAGGAAUAUAUAGUAAUGAGAUUAAGAAGUCUUAUACAGAUAUGGAAUUUAAAGCAUCUAAAGGAGAUCAGUUAAUUAAGCUAGAAGAAAGAGAAGUAGGGAACAGAGGACUUAAGCCUUACAAGCAAUACCUGAAUCAGAACAAAGGGUACUUGUACUUCUCCAUCAGCUUUCUCGGUCACUUCGUAUUUUGCAUUACUCUGAUCUGGCAAAACUCAUGGAUGGCUGCCAAUGUUGAUAAUCCUAGUGUCAGCACAUUGUGGUUGAUCUCGGUGUACUUAUUAAUAGGAAUUGGCUCCAUACUGAUUCUAGUUUUCAGAUCCCAUUAUGUAGCUUUGUUAGGCAUUAAUGCCUCAAAGUCUCUUUUUUCACAACUAUUAAAUUCCCUGUUCCGAUCACCCAUGUCCUUUUACGACUCCACACCUCUGGGAAGGAUACUUAGCCGGGUUUCAUCUGAUCUAAGCUUAGUGGAUCUGGAUGUCCCAUUCACCUUGUGUGUUGCUGUUGGAACAUGUAUAAAUGUCGCCACAAAUCUUGGAGUACUAGCUGUUAUCACUUGGCAAGUCUUAAUUGUCUCAAUCCCAACAGUCUAUCUGGCUUACUUGCUACAGAGAUACUACUUUGCCACUGCUAAUGAACUAAUGCGGCUCAACGGUACAACUAAGUCCAAGUUAGCAAACCACCUUGCCGAGUCUAUGGCAGGAGCCAUAACAAUUAGAGCCUUUGAAGAGGAGGAACGCUUCUUCGCCAAGAACCUAAAACUCAUUGACAUAAACGCUAGCCCAUAUUUUCAUAGUUUUGCAGCAAAUGAAUGGUUAAUCCAACGGUUGGAGACACUCAGUGCAACCAUUCUUGCUUCAGCAUCAUUGUUCAUGGUCCUUCUCCCCCCUGACACGUUUAGCUCAGGGUUUAUUGGGAUGGCACUUUCUUAUGGCCUCUCAAUGAACAUGGCACUCGUAGUUUGUGUUCAGAACCAAUGCACUAUUGCCAAUUACAUUGUUUCAGUAGAAAGGCUAAACCAGUACAUGUUCAUACCGAGUGAAGCCCCUGAAGUGAUCGACGAAAAUCGUCCCCCAACUAACUGGCCCGAUGUGGGGAAAGUAGAGAUACAUGAGUUACAGAUCAGAUAUAGAGCCAAUACCCCACUUGUUCUUCGUGGGAUAAGUUGUACAUUUGAAGGAGGACACAAGAUUGGCAUAGUUGGUCGAACUGGUAGUGGAAAGACUACUUUGAUCGGAGCCUUAUUUCGGUUGGUGGAGCCAACUGGGGGAAAGAUUAUAGUUGAUGGGAUUGACAUCACCACAAUUGGACUUCAUGAUCUGAGGUCACGAUUUGGUGUAAUACCUCAAGAUCCUACACUCUUCAAUGGAACUGUUAGAUUCAAUUUGGAUCCAUUAUCUCGACAUUCUGACAGCGAAAUAUGGGAGGUUCUUGGAAAGUGUCAACUUAAAGAAGCUGUUCAAGAGAAGGAAGGAGGUUUGGACUCAUUAGUUCUGGAUGAUGGAUCAAACUGGAGCAUGGGACAAAGACAAUUGUUCUGUUUGGGGCGAGCUCUACUGAGGAGAAGUCGAAUAUUGGUGCUAGAUGAAGCCACUGCAUCCAUAGACAAUGCCACCGAUUCGAUUCUGCAAAAAACUAUUAGAAUUGAAUUCGCAGAUUGCACUGUAAUCACUGUAGCUCACCGAAUCCCAACUGUUAUGGAUUGCACCAUGGUUCUUGCCAUGAGCGAUGGACAAAUAGUAGAGUAUGAUGAGCCAAUGAAGUUGAUGAAGAAAGAAGGAUCACUUUUUGGAAAGCUGGUGAAUGAAUACUGGUCUCAUUUGCAGUCAGCUGAAUCACAUUGAUAAUUCGUUAUUAUUUUUGAUGUCCAUCGAAGACUCAACGAUAUCUUGAGCAUAUGAUGAUUACUGAUAGUCGUUUAGUUAUAAUGAAUAAUUCUUUUUUAUUUCUA
This is a messenger RNA of Humulus lupulus (European hop), 4632 nucleotides long. RefSeq names its product ABC transporter C family member 10-like. Gene Ontology annotation, cellular component: vacuolar membrane; plant-type vacuole. The record is from RefSeq and is a predicted model, not a curated record. The coding region runs from base 110 to 4525 and encodes 1471 amino acids. Gene Ontology annotation, molecular function: ATP binding; ATP hydrolysis activity; ABC-type transporter activity. NCBI's taxonomy places the organism in Eukaryota, Viridiplantae, Streptophyta, Magnoliopsida, Rosales, Cannabaceae. The transcript has 11 exons. Gene Ontology annotation, biological process: transmembrane transport.